AUGAAUUAUAAAUUAACAGAGCCUCUUUAAGGUCAAGAUCAACAACCUGAUAUAGUUGGUGAAUUUAUAACUCCAAAAGGCAAAAGAAGAGUUUUGCAUGGGUUUUCUAAUUAAAUAAUUGUCGCUAACAAGAACAAAUUGAUUUCUUUAUCAUUCGAAACCAAAUUUUAGUUAUUAAGAGAAUCAUGCGAGGAGAAGUUUAAAGUUGGAAAACCACUAGGAUUAUUAAUUGAAAGGGAAAAUGUCGAACAUAAGAUAAAAUUAUUUUCAGAUGACACUUAACUUCUAAAAAGAUGGAGAGAUUAUUUGGCAAGACAUAUAAAUUAAAGAGCAUUUCAUGAAAGUUUUAAGGCCCAUCGAAAAAUUGGGAAGGGUAAUUUUGCUUCAGUGUAUUUGGCUGAUCGUUUGGAGGAUGAAAGAAGUUUUGCAAUUAAAGCAUUUUCAAAAGAAGUAGCCUAUGGUUAGGAUAAAGGAAAAGUAAACAUGCACUGUAAUAAUAUAGAUGUCUAUUUUGAAUGAAAUAUAAGUCAUGAGACAGCUUGAUAGUCACGCCUUAAUAAAACUACAUGAGGUUUAUGAAACUGAAAAUUCGUUAUAUAUGGUACUUGAUUUACUGGAAGGAGGAUCUUUGUAUGAUAAGGUAAAGAAUAGGCCAUAGUUUAAUUCAUUUGAAAUUGAAGUGCUAAUGUUUACUUUAUUAGAAGGAUUAUAACAUAUGCAUUCAAAACAUAUAAUGCAUAGAGAUUUAAAACCAGAGAAUAUUUUAUUUAGAAAACCAAAGUAAUCACUAAUCCUUAUCAUUUAUUAGCAAUAUAUAGUCUGUUUGUAUUGCUGAUUUUGGGUUGGCUUAAAACGCACAUGAAUUUCCAUAUUUAUUUAAUAGGUGCGGAACACCAGGAUUUGUAGCCCCAGAAGUGGUGAAUUGUAAGGAUGGAGGAAGAUAUGAUCCAAUUUGUGACGUUUAUAGUUUAGGCUUAAUAUUCUACAUUCUGUAACUAUUUCUGUUAUAUUAUAAGAUUAACUGGCAAACCUGCAUUUCCUGGAAAAAGCUAUAAUGAUGUAUUGGCCAAAAACAGAAAAUGCGAAAUAUUAUUCGAUGGGGCCUUAUUUGAGAAUGUUCCAUAACAAGCAUAUGAUUUAUUAAGAAAGAUGUUAGAAAAAGAGCCAAAUAAAAGAAUCACUGCUUAGUAAGCUCUUGGGCAUUCCUAUUUUGGUCGAAGAUUGAAACAAGUAGAUGAUAAUGAAGAGACAACAUUAAAAGUAUAGGAGGAACAUUUAAAAUUUGAUAAAUAGAGAUUAACAUAGUUAAGCAAUUCACCACUUAAUUCUCCUUUGAUAGCUGCUUCAUCUAGAUUAAGGAAAGAUUGUUCAAAUGAUAGUUUAUAUCAAAACAGUCCUUUGUUAAAUGGACAUACUGAUUAGAUAGGUACUAUAAUUUAAUAUUCUAAGAUUCUCCUUUAAAUAAUGGAUUUAAUAGCCCUUCUGCUUAAGGUAGAUAAUUAAAUAGGGCUGAUUAAUAAUAAUAACAAAAGCCAUCUAGAUUUAGAGAUUUUGAUGGAAAUAAUACCAAUGGCCAAGGAAGUAAUACAAAUUCUAAUUCCAAACCUUUUAGUCUAAAUUAAAAUCCUUUACACAAAUACGCAAUAAGAAAUGAAAUGGUCAGAUAGUAAAAUAACUAAGAAUAGAAGCAUUGA
Molecule: messenger RNA, 1694 nt
Organism: Paramecium octaurelia
Lineage: Eukaryota; Ciliophora; Oligohymenophorea; Peniculida; Parameciidae
Source: the annotation of a GenBank genome assembly